This is a messenger RNA of Hyla sarda, 7301 nucleotides long. It is a transcript of the gene HDAC4, whose product is annotated as histone deacetylase 4. Gene Ontology annotation, biological process: negative regulation of transcription by RNA polymerase II; chromatin organization. The transcript is spliced from 27 exons. Bases 517 to 3720 code for a protein of 1067 amino acids. The record is from RefSeq and is a predicted model, not a curated record. NCBI's taxonomy places the organism in Eukaryota, Metazoa, Chordata, Amphibia, Anura, Hylidae. Gene Ontology annotation, molecular function: histone deacetylase activity. Gene Ontology annotation, cellular component: histone deacetylase complex.
CUUUAUUGAUACUAAUGAUUGGCUCGCUUCAGAAACGAGGGCGGAGGCACAAAGAGGUAACCCUUGGCGUUCAACUCGUGAUUGACGUCUCACUCAACCAAUAGGCGAGCUGCUUUGGUAUUCUUUGCGUUUGUUAGUCCGAGAGCUCUAGAGAGGGGCGGAGCCUGGUAUGGAGCGGCAGUUGGGUUGACCAAUGAGCGAUCAGAGCGAAGUAGGGCGCAGUGUUAGGAGGUGCGCGGGAUGUCGGCCACUCGGAGCCUCGGGUAGAACAGGAGGAUUUGUGAGAGACCGGGGAUAGACUGAGCUAGGCCUGGGAGCUCGGGGAGUUCUCCGGGACCGAUAGGACUGCGAGUGCGCUGUUCAGGUCGGCAUAUUUGGAAACCCUUCCCAGUGGCUUCAUGUUGGCGAUUCUGGAUUUUCUUCACCCUGUGGUGGUUCUUUCAUGUCCUUUCGCUUAGCCCUUUUUCCGUUCAUUGGGUCUGGUUUUAAUACCUUAAAGAAUCCUCUUGGCCUGACAUGAGCUCCCAGACUCAUCCAGAUGGAAUAUCUGGUCGGGACCAACCUGUGGAGCUUCUAACGCAGACUCGUGCCAAACACAUGCCAAGCACUGUUGAUGUAAGUGCUGCACUGCCACUCCAAGUGGCUUCCGGCACGCUACCUAUGGACCUACGACUGGAUCCCCAGUAUGCCAUCUCGGGGUCAGAGAACUCUGGGAGGGAACAGCAGCUGCAGCAAGAGCUACUGGCACUGAAGCAGAAGCAGCAAAUCCAGCGGCAGAUUCUCAUAGCAGAGUUUCAAAGGCAGCAUGAACAGUUGUCCAGACAACACGAAGCCCAAUUACAUGAGCAUGUAAAGCAGCAACAAGAGCUUCUGGCUAUGAAACAUCAGCAAGAGCUUUUAGAACACCAGAGGAAACUGGAGCAACAUCGGCAGGAACAGGAGAUAGAAAAACAGCAACGGGAACAGAAACUAAUUCAGCUGAAGAAUAAAGAAAAGGGAAAAGAAAGUGCAGUUGCAAGCACUGAAGUCAAAAUGAAGUUGCAAGAAUUUGUCCUGAAUAAGAAGAAAGCCCUGGCCCACCGAAACCUGAAUCACUGUAUGUCUAGUGAUCCCCGAUUUUGGAAGACUCAACAUAGCUCUCUGGACCAGAGUCCUCCACCUCAAGGUGGAGUGUCUGGCUCAUACCACCAUCCUGUUCUUGGAAUGUAUGACUCAAAGGAUGACUUUCCUUUAAGAAAGACAGCAUCUGAACCCAAUCUGAAAUUGCGCUCCAGACUGAAACAAAAGGUGGCAGAACGCAGGAGCAGCCCACUGUUAAGACGGAAAGAUGGUCCUGGUGUCACUACCCUAAAAAAGCGCCCGCUGGAUGUAUCAGAUUCUGCCUGUAAUAGUGCCCCUGGUUCUGGUCCCAGCUCUCCCAACAACAGCUCAAGCAACAUCACUACUGAGAAUGGCAUUGCUGGAUCUUUAGGCAUGCAGUCAGAGGCUUCGUUGGCUCACAGGCUGGUAAACAGAGACGGGUCUGUAACCCAGCUGCCACUCUAUACCUCACCAUCUUUACCCAACAUUACCCUUGGGCUGCCUGCUAGCGGAUCUGCCAAUGGUGGAUCUGGACAGGAUUCUGAACGCCUUUCUCUAUCUACUAUCCAACAACGACUCUCCUUAUUUCCUGCUGGUCACCUUUCUCCAUACCUUGGUACAGAUGCAGCAAGCUCCCAUAACUCCCUUCUUCAGCAUAUGGUUCUUCUGGAGCAGCCCAAUGCACAGAGCCCACUAGUAACAGGGUUGGGUGCACUUCCUCUUCACUCCCAGUCCUUAGUGUCCACUGACCGCGUCUCCCCCACAAUCCACAAGUUACGUCAGCACCGCCCAUUGGGCCGUACACAGUCUGCGCCGCUGCCUCAAAACUCUCACGCCCUGCAACACUUGGUCAUCCAACAGCAGCACCAGCAGUUCCUUGAGAAGCACAAACAGCAGUUCCAACAACAGCAGCAACUACACCUCAACAAGAUGAUUCCUAAAGUCAAUGAGGUUUCACGACAGCAUGAAAGCCACCCUGAGGAAACUGAAGAGGAGUUGCGAGAGCAUCAAGCUAUACAUGAAGAUUCUUAUGUAGAGCAUGGAUCUGAUCAUAAAGAGCAGAGCCUUGGAAGUGUUGUGCGUGUGAAGCAGGAAAGAGAGGAAAGCGAAGAUGAAGCCAGCCUGCAGGAGCUAGAGCAGAAUAAACUUCAGGCUGAGCAAGACCUUCUCUUCAGACAGCAAACACUUUUAUUGGAGCAGCAGCGCAUACAUCAGCUUAGGAACUACCAAGCCUCCAUGGAAGCUGCUGGUAUUGUCGUCCAUUUUAGUGGACACAGACCACUAUCGAGGGCUCAGUCGUCUCCAGCUUCUGCCUCAUUUCCUAUGUCUGUUCAAGAAACACCCUCCAAACCACGAUUCACCACUGGCCUUGUCUAUGACACAUUGAUGCUGAAACAUCAGUGCAUCUGUGGCAACACAAACAGCCACCCUGAGCAUGCUGGCCGUAUACAAAGCAUCUGGUCAAGGCUACAAGAGACUGGUCUUAGGAGCAUGUGUGAGUGUAUACGGGGCAGGAAAGCAACUUUGGAAGAGCUGCAGACUGUACACUCUGAGGCACACUCUCUGCUCUAUGGCACCAACCCUUUAAAUCGGCAGAAGCUGGAGGGAUCGUUGACCACCAUGUUCGUCCGUCUACCAUGUGGAGGGGUUGGGGUUGACAGCGAUACAAUUUGGAAUGAGGUCCACUCCUCUGGGGCUGCUCGACUUGCAGUGGGAUGUGUAGUGGAACUUGCUUCCAAGGUGGUGGCUGGAGAGUUGAAGAAUGGCUUUGCUGUAGUAAGGCCUCCUGGUCACCAUGCAGAGGAGAGCACACCAAUGGGAUUCUGUUACUUCAAUUCUGUAGCAAUAACAGCGAAGCUUCUCCAGCAAAGAUUCAAUGUUGGAAAAACAUUGAUAGUGGAUUGGGAUGUGCAUCAUGGUAAUGGUACCCAGCAGGCUUUCUACACUGACCCUAGUGUCCUUUACAUAUCACUCCAUCGCUAUGAUGACGGAAACUUCUUCCCAGGCAGUGGCGCACCUGAUGAGGUUGGUGCUGGAGCUGGUUUGGGCUUCAAUGUGAACAUGGCUUUUACUGGAGGCUUAAAUCCACCCAUGGGUGAUGCUGACUACUUGGCUGCUUUCAGAACUGUGGUGCUGCCAAUAGCCAAGGAGUUUGCACCAGAGGUUGUUUUGGUGUCAGCAGGGUUCGAUGCUGUAGAAGGGCAUCCAGCUCCUCUGGGCGGGUACAGAGUUUCAGCCAAAUGUUUUGGCUAUCUGACAAAGCAGCUUAUGGAGUUGGCUGGAGGUCGUGUCAUCCUUGCAUUGGAGGGAGGCCAUGAUCUGACGGCGAUCUGUGAUGCCUCUGAAGCUUGCUUGUCUGCUUUGCUUGGUAAUGAGUUAGAGCCACUUCAAGAGUCUGUGUUACAGCAAAGACCAAACAACAACGCAGUGAGCUCCAUGGAAAAAGUCAUUCAAAUCCAGGGUGAAUACUGGCCUUGUUUGCAUCAACUUUCUUCAACCAUCUCAUAUUCACUUGUUGAAGCUCAGAAAUGUGAGAGUGAAGAAGCAGAGACUGUGACGGCAAUGGCGUCCCUAUCUGUGGACGUCCGUCCAGAGCGAAGGACUGAGGAUGAACCGAUGGAUGAAGAACCCCCGCUGUAGCAAAGUGACCGGUGAUUGUCCGUUGUGUAAUUCCGUACAUUUGUUGGGGGCUGCCCCCUCCAAUUUCUCCGCCUGUGCUCUGUCUGCAGGAAGACGAGCAGCGACAUGGAUGUAAAGAACUCUGUGUACAUCACAUCCACAGAACCACAAACGGCAGCGCACUGUACAAUGCACAGCCGCACUGUGUGCCGUUCCUGGAUACAGGAGGCACUGCUCCUUCAGGAGCCACUGGCAGCUCUUGCCAAAAAUAUUUUAUUUUCUUCAUGAUUUUUUUUUAACAAAUACUAAUUCAACGAAAAACAAGGAUAAAAGUGACCUCUUCAGAGGUCCACGCAAACAGUUUUGGUGCUUUAACAUUCUGCAGCAGAUUUACAAGGGUCCUGUGUGCUCUGAAGGGAGGGUGACCAUGUUGUGCGGACACUUGUAUACACCACUUGGUUUAGCCUGUUUUUCAGACUUUGUUUCUUCAUAAUGGGGUAUAUGCAGUGGACUAAAGAGAUCCUCUGGAGCCUGUUAUCACAAUGAGGGACUUUUGACUCUGGAACAGAAGCGGGAGGAAGGAUUGUGCCUUGUCCAUGGAUGGAACACACUUUUUUCCAUUUGAAUGGUUUUGUUCCUUUAUUGUUUCUAAGGAGUUGAAGGACUUGCCUUAAAAUAUAAACAUCGGUAACCAACAGAAGAUGUGACGUCACAUUACACAAGCCCUUGUGUCCUAUGGUUGAUCCGAAGUGACGGGGCAUUGAUGGCUCACAGCAGUCGUCUUUGUUUUCUUUUUGAUUUCUCAAGUUGCAUGUCGUAUAUACAUGCAAUGACCGGACUGCGUCCUCCACCUGUGAACUGGUCUCUGCAAACAUAAACUUCAAGUGCAACUGAUGAUUUUUUAGGUGCAUUUUACCAUGUGGAGAUGGAGGAUAUGGCCUCUUACUGCGCAGGUAGCAUGCACGGCCUGCGCCAAUUCCUUUUUAAAUGGUUUUUUUUUUUUUUACUUUGUUUUUACUUUAAGCAAACCCGUUGCAGCUGCCAGGCAGUACAUUACCAGUUCCCAUUUCAUUUUUGUAGUAUUUCAAAGCUUUAUUCACGUUACAUUUUUUUUUUUUUAAGUAAGGAAUGUUUCUCGUGGUAAUUUUUUUCUUUUUCUUUUAAAGUUUGGUUUCUUUAGGGGAUAUUUUAGAUUGCAAAUGACUCCCUCUGAUCUUCCCACCGAGACUUCCUGUAUGUAUCUGAAAUGUGGGGACGGUGUCAGCGGUGAGAUUUAUUCUGUAACUGAACCAUAGAAAGGACGACCAUAAAGACUGAUGGGAGUGCUCUUCUGGUUGUGUGUAUGUAACAGGGGAACACCUUACCUCACUUGUUACCAGAUCAGAGAGCAAUUACGAAGACUUUAAUUUUCUUAGGAGACCAACAAUGUACUGUAUGUGAGCCUUGCUCCUGGCAUUGCAUGGAGGGAGCAGGGUGCUCUCAGUUUUGGAUAUAACCUCAAUAUAGCACUUAUUAUCCAUGCUGAGAGCUAUGGCUGAAUUUACAGCAGCAUGUGACUCACACCCAUUGCCUAACAGAUUCCUGAGAUGAACCUCCUCUCUGUUAGGGGAACAGCAUUUUGCUGCCUAGCAGCAGUUUUCCAUGUUCCUCGGCAGCUGCUUUUGGGGUUUGGCUGUGUUUUGAAAGGUUCUCCAGGGACUGUGCUGCAGGCCGCACCUUGACAUAUGUUGUUUCCUGUCCUGCCAGCACAUGAUAUGUUUUGGAGUGAUAGUCAGGGGGCUUCCGUGUGACCCCCCCCCCCCCCCCCCUCCAUGUGUCGGGACCCUCACAUUGUGCCCUUACUGUGUGUAUUUAUUAUUCAUUUCAUGGCCGUUCUGUAACUACACUACAGCCUGUGACUGCACAAAAGAGCACCGCACUGCACCAGUCUUUUUAUUUCCUGGUCACACUGUGUGUGGUACUUGCAGUCCCCUCCUCCGCUUCCCAUGUGCCCACUUUUCCAGCCGCCUGAUCCCAAAACUACAUGCAAAGCUAUGUUACUGGUGUCACCUGUGCUGUUGAUGCUUUGACUGCUCUGUACUGAUCUUUUGGUUUAGCUCCUUACAUAAUCUGCAUGCUUCAAGCCGUCUGAUGGCAUGUACACCUAGACUAUACACUGGAUACGCUCUGAAAGAUGUAUACAGGGGCUUGAUUUGUAAUACAUCCUAUUUGCAUAUCAUUUGUAUUACUUACCAUAUCUGAUUUUACUCAAAUAGCCAAAUUUCAUCUGGUAAAUGUAUUCAUAUCCACUGCCAUAAGCAGCAUUAUACCAGGUUUCGUGCUACGGAUAUUUUCAGGAUUUUUUCUAGUAUAAAAAUUCUUUCCAUAUACUGAAUGCACCUUUCAGAGCAUGGACAGUUGUCAAAUUUACAGAGUAUCCUUCAGCAUACGUAGUUGGUAUCGUCCAGUCGGCAUGUGAAAAGUGGCCGUUUCUCUGGUGUUGUCGGAGGUGCAGUAGGGGGCUAUUUUCUUAGACAUUACCCUUUUUUUUUUUUUUUUUUACUUUAAAUUUCAUUCCUUGUUUUUAUUUCUUUUUGUUAUACUUUUAUACCCUGCACACGCUGCAUUUCCACUCAUUCCAUGUUUUACACAUGUAUCCAUUUUGUGUGUGCAAGGGAGGGGCCACACUCCUAUUUCUGGGCAUUGACCUCCCUAUAGAUGAAAAAAAAAUAUAUAUAAAGAUAAUUAUAUAUAGAAAUAUAUAUAUAUGAAUCUAUUUUUCUAGAUUUUACGAUAUACUUUGAGGUUGCAUGAAUUAAGCACAGCUCAGUCCUAUGUUGUGUAGUUGGUCAGGAAGGAGAGGGCAAAGAAUAUGGGGGUCAUUGGUUGAACCUCAUAUUGAGAAGGGCACUUUUUAUUAUUUUACCUGGAUUAAUCUCAAAGUAUUGUUAGGCUGAGAGUGUUUUUUUUUUUCUGUUCUUUUUUUUAAAUAUAUAUUUAAUGCAAAAAUGGGUCUGUCCAGGAAUAGGAAUAAAGGGGCUCUGCUUGUUUAUCUUUUCAGAAACAGUGCCACUCUUGUCUACGGGUUGUCUCUGGUAUUACAGCUCAGCUGCAUUCCUGUGAACAAGUGCAAUUACAGUGAAACGUCUUUGAGAAGAGACCUUCAAUGGGGGUCAUUGAAAAUAACCUAUAUAACAGUGGUCUUCAACCUGCGGGACCUCCAGAUGUUGCAAAACUACGACUCCCAGCAUGCCCGGACAGCCAACGGCUGUCCGGGCAUGCUGGGAAUCGUAGUUUUGCAACAUCUGGACGUCCGCAGGUUGAAGACCACUGCUCUAUAGGUUAUUUAUAAUGGGCUGAAAAUCAGUCACAUGAAAGCUGGUCUGGGUAGGGGAGUUGUCUUCUCAAAGUGGUGGUCUUUUGGGGAGAUUUCACUGAGGCUACAACCCAUGAACAGGAGUUGUGCAGUUUCUGCAAAAAGCAGACCCUCGUUCUCAUCAUGGACAACCCUUUUGAGUAAACAUUAACUGUCUGCAAAUAUAUUUGAACAUGGCAUUGAAUUUCAAGAGAGAACAUUAUCCUGCUCCAUGUAAGUGAAUAUAUAUAUAUAUAUAUAUAUAUAU